CGUAUCUCUGCCAUGGAAAGUUUCAACAUUUCGGAUAAUUCCAACUCAACUGAUAAAACAGUUGUGUCUGAAAGUAUUGUCCCUCCUAUCCUCCAGUAUUUUUUUGGUGUGUCUGGAAACUUGAUUGCUAUGAUUCUCCUCUGUCGGUCGUCUGGUCGACACAAAUGGAAGCCGUUUUAUAGACUAGUCGGAUGUUUAGCUAUAACCGACUUUUGUGGAAUAGCUCUGGUAUAUCCCGCAGUAAUGGUUCGAUAUAUUUCUGGAUUUACGUUUGAUUUUCCCAAAGAACUAUGUGAAUUUGUCUCGUUUUGGUUCUCCUUCUCCUUUUUGUCUUCCGCUCUAAUCGUCAGUGCUAUGUCGUUUGACCGAUUCCUGGCUGUGAGCUUUCCAUUAUUAUACAGGGUGUCUAAAGUCAAAAGAACGAAUUUAAUUCUGAUUGUCAUUUGGCUAUUUUCAGCUUGUAUCUCAUCUCUUAAUUUAGUAGGUGUUGGCUCCGUGAAAAACUUUUAUCCGGGCUCUUGGUGUUUUCUAGAUUUUGCGAGCAAAGGAAAACUGGAACGAAUAAACACGUUUAUAUAUUCAAUUACAGGAUUACUUAUCCUAUUAACGACGAUUUUUCUGAACAUAGCAGUUGUCUUCUCUGUGAGGAGGAGACCAAAAUUUUCAGAUUCAGACAGAAAGAGACGCAGAAAUGAGAUUUUCAUCAUUGUUUUCCUCUUCUUGAUAGUAACGCUAUUCUCAAUAUGCUGGAUUCCAUUCAUGGUGCGUAUGCUGAUUAACGCUAGCUCAAGUGACCCCAAAAAUGGACCGGAAGAACUCUUAGCAGUGCGCAUGACCAUAAGCAACGCCAUUGUAGACCCUUGGAUCUAUAUCAUCUUGAGAAAAGAAAAUUUGAAGAAGAUUUUAGCAUUGGUUCAAAGAUUUCGCAAAAAGGAGAAUCUACCAACUGUAUUUUUUACAAGUGAAUCAAACUUUACUAGAACGGAUAAUGUUUCAAAUCUAUGAACAACUUUGACUUAUUUCAUAUUUGCUUUAUUAUGGUUUAUUGUUAAUUAUUAAUAUUUUCGUUUGUGAUAAUGUGAUUUGUAAAAACAAAUCAUUUGAGAUUUAUUUUUAUAUAGUCGCAGUGAAACAUUUCUGUAACUAAUAACUGUGUCCUGCAUAGUUAACAAUCUUUGACAUCCAUACAUUUUUAUAUACAUGUAUGCAUAAUUAUUUUCAUCAUUUGUAAGUAAACAUGUAAUAUACAUUACACAACAGGAAAGAGUAACGUUUGGAGUGCGAACAUUUAUAGCGUUAGUUAUAAACAAGCGCUACAAAAUACCAAACCUUAUGAUCAGUUUUAACAAAAAUGGUAUCAUGGUGAUAACAACAACUCAAAUAGAGGUACCACUUACAGGUACAGAAUUUAGAAAACAAAGUUUGUAACAUUGUUGUGAAUUAAGAGCAAAUAACCACCAUCUCCAAAUAUAUAGGUGGAGGUCGAUGAAAUACUGUACAACGACAUCGUUGUUGUUUAAUUUGUGUAACAUUAUAUUGAUCUAUUUUGGGAUGUAUUCCAUUGCUUGUUAGAACAGGUUGGGACCAAUCGCCCCAAUGGGAUAUAAUAGUCCAAAUGGGAUAUGGAUUUUAA
Molecule: messenger RNA, 1633 nt
Organism: Magallana angulata
Lineage: Eukaryota; Metazoa; Mollusca; Bivalvia; Ostreida; Ostreidae
Product: prostaglandin E2 receptor EP4 subtype-like
Exons: 2
Coding region: 13-1005 (330 amino acids)
Biological process (GO): positive regulation of cytosolic calcium ion concentration; adenylate cyclase-activating G protein-coupled receptor signaling pathway; inflammatory response
Cellular component (GO): plasma membrane
Molecular function (GO): G protein-coupled receptor activity
Source: RefSeq, a predicted model, not a curated record